Molecule: messenger RNA, 4455 nt
Organism: Miniopterus natalensis
Lineage: Eukaryota; Metazoa; Chordata; Mammalia; Chiroptera; Miniopteridae
Gene: RNMT
Product: RNA guanine-7 methyltransferase
Biological process (GO): 7-methylguanosine mRNA capping
Cellular component (GO): nucleus
Molecular function (GO): mRNA 5'-cap (guanine-N7-)-methyltransferase activity
Source: RefSeq, a predicted model, not a curated record
UCAGAUGCGAAGUAGAGUCUGUGUGUCUUGAGCGGCGCGUCAGAAACCUGAGCCGGAGGUUGGGUUAAGAGCUAGGCCGCGUCGGUGACGAAAGAAAGAGGGUGAACUUAUCUGAAAAAUUCCCAUUCCCGCGAAAAUGCCUUGUCGCGCCUUCCCGGGCCCUCGAGGUGACCCGGUCUGGCCGGCGAGUCGGGAGGCAGAGCUUAUCCUGAUUGAGCCGAAGGCCGGCGUCCUGGCGCGCAGCUCGCUUGUGCUUUGAGGAACUGAAAUGACGGAGCCGGCUUGCCUUAGAGGUGCCUGGAAAGCCAGGUCGAAAUGUCUGUUUGGUCGUUUUAUUGCAUAUCCGACUCUCCGAUGUCGGUUGACUCUUUUCCGUGAGCUCCCUCCUCCACGAUUCUGAAGGGCAACACUCUUGCGUUUCGAGUUUAUUCAUUAUUGCACUUGGACGUUCUGUUUCAAACAUUCUCACCCAUUUCUGCUGUCGUUCCGAAUUUUUUUUGUCAUUUAUUCUGACCGAGUUGAUUGUUUUUAUGACAUCUCAUCUGUGGAAGUAGAGUUGCCCAUAUAAACUUCACACCUGUAUUCCCAAUACAAAUUUCAGGUGUUAAUUACAGCUCAAAUGGUAAAUCACUUUUGCUUAUUUCAAUUUAAAACCCAUUUCUGUUCAUUUUUAGGAAAUAAAUAGCACAGAGGAGAAGAUAGGGAUUUGGUCAUUUUAAAUAGUCAUUCUGAAAAUUACUUUUUUGGGUGAACACCCUCCCCCCCCCCAUUCAGCUCCUCCUAUUUUGGAAUAUCUUAGUAUUUUGUUACCUCAAACCUUGGGCAGUGAUAGCUCCUAUCCCUUGAAACCUUUCUCAGUUUAUAGUGACUUGUUUUUAUCCAUGCCCUUAAGCCACUUUAUUUCUUAUUAGUACUACCACAUUAGCAUAUUCAGAAAUUGCUUUACUCAAGACUCCCCCUUUGCCCUUCAUAACUGUCAGGUUUGAACUUACAGAAUCUCCCUGAUUAUUUUACUUCUGCUCGCCCUUGUCCAUUUGUUUCGAAUAAUACAGCCUAAGGUUUGAAUAGUGGUAAGCUUCUUGAACAGUAAUUCACACAGUGCUUCAUUGAGCUCCCCUGUGGUAGGAGUUGAGUAAAUUUGUUAAGUGACAGUAAAUGGAUCACCAUACCACUUCCUGUCCAAUAGAUAGUUCACUUAUUUCCCUUCCAAUCCCAUUAGGCCUAAGAACAUUUGAAAGAGACUUAAUGGUUAUUAAGUUUCAGGCUGAGUCUUGAAACUUCUUGUCCAAAGCUACUCUCUUCACUUUCUACCUAAUUCUGACUCCUGUUGCGAAAUAGGGAUUUCAGAAGUCAACUAAAAGUUCCUAUACUUUUCUUGUUCUUUGUGACCUUAGUGUCCCUGGGUUUGUUUUUUUCAACGUCUCCAGGGCAAAAUAAAUACCUAGCACUACUACUCAUAAGUAGUUUAGUCCAGAGAAUUUAAGUAUUUAUAUCCUAGCAACUUUAGUUAAUAAUACACAAACUGAAAGAAAAAAAUAAUAUUUGUGUUUAAUUUUUAGUUAACCAUGAGUCCUUACUAAUGGAAUCUGUGUACCUGUUGAGUUCUGUACAACUUAUCAAGCCUUGACAUAAGAUUCGACAUCACCAGCUUCAUUUUCUGUUUAACUAAUUUUCUUCAGUGCCACAAAAAUCUCAGCUUCACAAAAUUAUGUUGUCAUUGAAAGGGAUGUAGUGCAAUCUACUCAGCUGAAACUGUGCUCUACUUGAACCUGUAUCUGUGAUAUCUUCCAGAUAUCAGAUGUCAUUAUGCUUCCCUUAAAAUUUUAGAAUAUCCUGCUGUGCCUGUGUGAGUUUGUUUUAGUGCCCAGCACACAAUUUGGGAACCAGGGCUAUAGAGUAAGGAUCAGAAUAGAAAAGGAACUUGUAUGCGCCCACUUCAUUUGUCAGUUUUAAUGCCAGUAGUGACUUUUAUGGUAAGAUUGUUAGAAGUGUUUGGGGUUAUAGUUAGUACUCCCACAUUAGUAUAUUAAAGAAUUCAUAUUACUAUAUAUUAAUUAACAUUGUUUUCAUGAGAUCUUUUUAAAACACCUAGUUGAUCACUGAAAUUAAAUGGUUAGCUUCUGGUUAAAAUUCUUUUAAAGUGUUUAUAAGUAAUAUCAAAUUUUUACCAUUUCAGUGUUCAUUCAUGAAAUUUUACCAUCUAUUUAAGUAAUUAAAAAUGGAAAGUUCUGCAAAAGCAGAGGAAGGAGAACAGAUCUCCCUUGAAGAAGCAAAAGUAUCAACAAAUUCAGUAACAGAGUCUUCAUUCAGUACAAAUGAAAACACAACCACUCCUGGGACUGGGCUUUUUGAAAAGGCUCCUACCUGUGGGCAAGUAGACACCCCCCAAAAAAGAAAAAUGGAGUUUGCAGAUGAUCUUGUAAAAGAGAGUUCCAGCUGUGGGGAAGACACUCCAUCCAAGAAAAGGAAACUUGAUGCUGAAAUUGUCUUAGAGGAAAAAGGUUCAGGUGAAGGCAUUUCAAGGAAAAGAAUGGAAUCCGAUGAACCUUCUCCUGCAGAUGGCACUCAGAAAAAGAGAAAAAGAGAACUUGAAGAUGUUUCUGAAAAGCAAAAAAAUUUAGAAGAAGGGCACAGCUCAACAGUGGCUGCCCACUACAAUGAACUUCAGGAAGUUGGUUUGGAGAAGCGUAGCCAAAGUCGUAUUUUUUACCUAAGAAAUUUUAAUAAUUGGAUGAAAAGCGUCCUCAUUGGGGAAUUUUUGGAAAAGCUGCGACAGAAAAAAAAACGUGACAUUACAGUUUUGGACCUGGGAUGUGGUAAAGGUGGAGAUUUGCUCAAGUGGAAAAAGGGAAGAAUUAACAAGCUAGUUUGUACUGAUAUUGCUGAUGUUUCUGUCAAACAGUGUCAGCAGCGGUAUGAGGACCUGAAAAAUCGUCGUGAUAAUGAAUAUGUUUUCAAUGCAGAAUUUAUAACUGCUGAUAGUUCAAAGGAACUUCUGAUUGACAAAUUUCAUGACCCAGAGAUGCGCUUUGACAUCUGCAGUUGUCAGUUUGUCUGUCAUUACUCGUUUGAGUCCUAUGAGCAGGCUGACAUGAUGCUCAGAAAUGCUUGCGACAGGCUUAACCCUGGAGGCUAUUUUAUAGGUACCACUCCCAAUAGCUUUGAACUGAUAAGACGCCUUGAAGCUUCAGAAACGGAGUCAUUUGGAAAUGAAAUAUAUACUGUGAAAUUUCAGAAGAAAGGAGAUUAUCCUUUAUUUGGCUGCAAAUAUGACUUCCACUUGGAAGGUGUUGUGGAUGUCCCAGAAUUUUUGGUCUAUUUUCCGUUACUAAAUGAAAUGGUGAAGAAGUACAAUAUGAAACUAGUCUACAAAAGAACAUUCCUGGAAUUCUAUGAAGAAAAGAUUAAGAACAAUGAAAAUAAAACGCUGUUAAAACGAAUGCAGGCCCUGGAGGUCAUUUCCUAAAGCCGUCAGCCUUCAGCUGGCCCAGAGUUUCAGCAGUAGAACCAGUACAACUUUGCUCUGCUCUCCUGGAGCAGUGUAGCAGAUGGAAGGAAGAAUGAAAAGACAUAAGCCAAGGAACUAUAGUUAUAAAGUCCUGACACCUGUUUUCUUUUUUCUCACCUGGAAACAGUUCUGGAAAGGUAACUGCUUUGAGGGGAGACACUGAAUAGGAUGUGUACAUUUUAGCAAAUUUAGAAAAAACAGUUUUGCAGCUUUAUAAUCAUGUUGUUUGGGCUUUUAAAAUGAUCAACAGGGGAGUAAAACUAGGUGUUUGUUGACAGGGAAAUAAUCACAAGAAGUAGUCUUAUUACACUGAUAAGAUGGAGAAAAAAUUUACAACAAAAUAGUUUGGCUGACGUUCAAAUUAAGGUUUUGAAGCUUUGUGAUGCAAUGAAACUGCAAGAUGUGGAUUGAAGGUUCAGAAGAACUUAGUGAUUGCAAGCGAUGUUUCUUAGAUCUUGUGUUAAAGUGCAGUAAAGAGUAUAGUUGCUAAUGGUAACUAUGGAAAUCCAGAAAGCCAAAUACUUUUUAAACAGCAAACAAAUAGCUAAAUUUUAUUGCCUCUGCUCACUGUAGGAUAUUUAUAAAGAAAAAGGAAAAAGAAGAUAGGCAAGUAGACAUUCCCAGAUCAUUUUCUUCAAAAUUCAUCAGGGACAUCUAGGCCUAAAGUUGUUUCUUGCUGGCUGGUUUGUUUUAAGAAGACAGACAUUAUAAAGAAUAUAUAAUUUUAUAGAGUAGAUAGUGGUUAUAGUAAAUUUUCUAUGUAAUUUAUAUUUUAAUUUACAUGUAUUUACAAAGCACUAACCAUAGUAUAAAGAUAAAUUAGUUAAAAUGGAUUAUAAAUAGUGCUCGAGGUAAUUUGAAUAAGCAUUUGGUCAGCAUACCCUUAAAAACACCUGUUUUUGAAGGAUCUCCUACCCUUUGGGACAGCAUGGAUGGAACUGGAGAGU